AUGCCUUUUCCGCCAAGUGCUGCGCCGAUGAAAAUCCCGAAGAGAUUUCGCAUGCCCGAUAUCCCGAAGUAUAACGGGACAACGGACCCAAACGAACAUGUGACCGCAUACACGUGUGCUAUUAAAGGCAACGAUCUCGCCGACGAUGAAAGGGAAUCGGUGCUGCUUAAGAAAUUCGGGGAAACCCUGUCCAAGGGAGCAAUGAUAUGGUAUCACAACUUGCCCGAGCAUUCGAUUGAUUCAUUUGCCAUGCUCGCGGAUGCUUUUGUCAAAGCUCACGCCGGAGCCAUCAAGGUCGAAACCCGAAAAUCGGACUUGUUCAACGUUAAGCAGCGAGAUGACGAAACCCUCCACGAGUUUGUGGCCCGGUUUCAAAUGGAACGCAUGGACUUACCUCCGGUCACUGACGAUUGGGCCGUUCAGGCUUUCACUCAAGGGCUCAACUCAAGAAGCUCGAUCACAUCUAUGGAGCUAAAGCAAAAUCUGAUAGAGUACCCGGCAAUCGCUUGGGCUGAUGUACACAACAGGUAUCAAUCGAAGAUCAGGGUCGAAGAUGAUAAGAUUCUGAGAGCCGCCUCAGUAUCAUGGCAUUCCGGUAAAGGGAAUGAUCGAUCGAGGAGAACGACAGAUCGAGAUUCAAGACCAUCAUAUGACAGGUAUCAACCUUACCCACCUGAUCGAAGGGGGACGGGCGCAACAGCGAAUCGAGCAAGAACGAUAGGAGGAAUGAUCGAAGGAACGAUCGAGGCCCAAGUAAUCGUGGAUUGA
Molecule: messenger RNA, 768 nt
Organism: Lycium ferocissimum
Lineage: Eukaryota; Viridiplantae; Streptophyta; Magnoliopsida; Solanales; Solanaceae
Exons: 1
Coding region: 1-768 (255 amino acids)
Source: RefSeq, a predicted model, not a curated record